Molecule: messenger RNA, 327 nt
Organism: Rhodotorula toruloides NP11
Lineage: Eukaryota; Fungi; Basidiomycota; Microbotryomycetes; Sporidiobolales; Sporidiobolaceae
Product: cytochrome c
Exons: 7
Coding region: 1-327 (108 amino acids)
Biological process (GO): mitochondrial electron transport, cytochrome c to oxygen; mitochondrial electron transport, ubiquinol to cytochrome c
Cellular component (GO): mitochondrial intermembrane space
Molecular function (GO): electron transfer activity; heme binding
Source: RefSeq, a predicted model, not a curated record
AUGGGAUUCGAGUCCGGUGACGCCGCCAAGGGUGCCAACCUCUUCAAGACCCGCUGCGCGCAGUGCCACACCGUCGAGUCCGGAGGUGCCAACAAGGUCGGCCCUAACCUCCACGGUCUCUUCGGCCGCCAGUCCGGCUCGGUCGAGUCGUUCUCCUACACCGAGGCGAACAAGAAGGCCGCCGUCCACUGGGACGAGAACACUCUGUUCGACUACCUCGAGAACCCGAAGAAGUACAUCCCCGGCACCAAGAUGGCCUUUGCCGGUCUCAAGAAGGCAAAGGACCGCAACGACCUCAUCACUUGGCUCAAGGAGUCGACUGCCUAA